Molecule: messenger RNA, 711 nt
Organism: Torulaspora delbrueckii
Lineage: Eukaryota; Fungi; Ascomycota; Saccharomycetes; Saccharomycetales; Saccharomycetaceae
Gene: RPE1
Product: ribulose-phosphate 3-epimerase RPE1
Exons: 1
Coding region: 1-711 (236 amino acids)
Biological process (GO): pentose-phosphate shunt; carbohydrate metabolic process; pentose-phosphate shunt, non-oxidative branch
Cellular component (GO): cytosol
Molecular function (GO): metal ion binding; D-ribulose-phosphate 3-epimerase activity
Source: RefSeq, a predicted model, not a curated record
AUGGUCAAACCAAUCAUUGCCCCUAGUAUCUUAGCAUCUGAUUUCGCCAAUCUGGGCUGCGAAUGCCACAAGGUGAUCAAUGCAGGUGCAGAUUGGCUUCACAUAGAUGUUAUGGAUGGUCAUUUCGUGCCCAACAUUACUUUAGGUCAACCAAUAGUCACUUCGUUGCGUAAGGCAGUUCCAAGACCAGGAGAUUCUACCUCUGACAAGCCUAAGGCUUUCUUCGAUUGCCACAUGAUGGUCGAGAACCCUGAGAAAUGGGUCGAAGAUUUUGUCAAGUGCGGUGCUGACCAGUUCACUUUCCACUACGAGGCCACUAAGAACCCAUUGGAACUUGUUAAGUUGAUUAAGAGCCACGAUUGCAGAGCUGCAUGUGCUAUCAAGCCAGGCACCCCAGUUGACGUGCUUUUCGAGCUGGCCCCACAUCUAGAUAUGGCUCUAGUAAUGACUGUGGAACCGGGUUUCGGCGGUCAAAAGUUCAUGGUUGAUAUGAUGCCCAAGGUUGAGACCCUGAGAAAUCAGUUCCCUAAUUUGGACAUCCAGGUCGAUGGUGGACUGGGUAAGGAAACUAUCCCACAAGCUGCCAAGGCGGGUGCUAACGUUAUUGUCGCUGGUACCAGUGUCUUCACCGCUGCUGACCCAUCGGAAGUGAUUCAGUUUAUGAAGAACGAGGUUAGCCAUAACUUGGAAGCAAGAGGUCUCUUGAACUAA